GCAGUUGUUUUAGCUUAGCAACUCCUGCUUGAGGACUGCCUACUUUUGGAAGUUUCUAGCAGCAGGAGAAACAUCUGCCCCCUGAUCUGAGAUCUGUUUCUGGACUCACCGGACCGGCUGUAAUGGUGGUCUCUUCGCAGCUGAACGAGCGCUUAUAGAGCCAUGCUUAGGGUUUCAGGAGAUAUUUUUAUGUGUUUCUUAGUUUGAAAAGAAUAAUUUAAUACACUAGAGCUGCACUGGUCAUCAGACUGACCGCUGGUCAUGUUUGGGUGUCUAGUUGCAGGCAGAUUGGUCCAGACCGACGCCCAGCAGGUCGCUGGUGAUAAAUUUGUCUUCAACCUGCCGGACUAUGAGAAUGUGAACCACGUGGUGGUCUUCAUGCUGGGCACAGUGCCUUUUCCUGCUGGCAUGGGAGGUGCUGUUUACUUCUCCUUCCCUGACCCCAGUGUGGGGCAGGUGUGGCAGCUCCUGGGCUUCAUCACCAACGAAAAGCCAAGUGCCAUCUUUAAAAUCUCUGGCCUCAAAGCUGGUGAGGGAGGAACUCAUCCGUUCGGGAUGAUGGCUGCCCCGCAGGCCGCCUCAGUGGCUCAGGUCGGGGUUUCAGUUGAACCUCUCGACCAGCUCGCUCAACAGACUCCAGUUUCCAAUGCAACCGUCUCCACCAUGGAUUCCUUCACGCAGUUCACCCAGAAGAUGUUGGAGAGCCUGUACAACUUCACCUCCUCCUUCGCUCUGACACAAGCUCAGAUGAUGCCAAACCCCACGGAAACCUAUGUUCCGGCCAGCUCCAUCCUCAAGUGGUAUGAAAACUUCCAGAGGCGAAUGGUGCAGAAUCCGAACUUCUGGAAGACAUGACGUGCUUUAUUAAACAAAGCUCUUAAAUGAAGAGAGUAGAAGAAAAUUGUGAAUUCAUAUCAUCAUUUGGAUUGAAACCUCUUACUUAAGAAUAAGAUGAAUAUCAGUAUAGCCCAUGAAUGAAUUUUAUGGAACAGAAAAGUAAAUACAGUGUUACUGAAAUAUGUUUGCAGUUUUAAUGCAGUGGAUGCCGACCGGCUGCUUCCGGGUUCGCCAGCUGAAGACGACUUACAGACUUUUCAUACAAAAUGGCUGACAUUUAUAAUGUAGUUAUAAAAUGCAGCUCUUCAUAUGUCUAUCUCCUCUGUAAGUUUUUAUUUUUAUUGCUUCAUGUCUAUGAUAAAGAUCAGAAAAGUAGUUGAAAAAAAUUGAUAACAGCUUUUGUUUAUCUGAUGUAUGACCAUUAAUUGUGAAGUAACAAAAGUGAAUGAACAAUUUUCUUUUCUUGA
This is a messenger RNA of Hemibagrus wyckioides, 1304 nucleotides long. RefSeq names its product heat shock protein nuclear import factor hikeshi (gene hikeshi). NCBI's taxonomy places the organism in Eukaryota, Metazoa, Chordata, Actinopteri, Siluriformes, Bagridae. Gene Ontology annotation, cellular component: cytosol; nucleus. The record is from RefSeq and is a predicted model, not a curated record. Gene Ontology annotation, biological process: protein import into nucleus. The transcript has 5 exons. Gene Ontology annotation, molecular function: Hsp70 protein binding; nuclear import signal receptor activity. Bases 262 to 855 code for a protein of 197 amino acids.